AUGUUCAGUAAUCAAAACCUAAAAUAUGAAAAAGUUGUUGGAAGUAAAGACUACCUAAAGUUCUGGAUAACCUCAAUCAAGACAUUUGGAGGAACUAAGGCACCAAUGUUUCUCGUUGUCACACACACAGAAAGAAAAUCUACUGAUGAGAUCGAGAAGUAUUUUGAGGAGUUCUGGGAGGCAGUACCAGCUGAGGACAAAGACUGGUUAAAAGAAUCUCUCAAAGACCGUAUAUAUACAGUGGGUCUAGUUAAACUAAAUGACAACACAAAAAGAAAUCUGGAUUCAAUGACAAAAUCCAUAGUUGAACUAUUUACAAAUGAGAACAAUACAAAAAUUGAAUUGCCUUCUUCAUGGGCUUUAAUGGAGCAGUUAUUAUAUGAAGGAGCCUGGAAGGUUUUGCCCUUGAGUGAAAUUUGGAAGCUUAAUACAUCCCUUCCCCAUGAAUACCAAAUUAAAAGUGAUGAGGAAAUGUCUAUGUUCUUAAAAUGUUUCCAUGACAAUGGCCUUCUUUUAUAUUAUGAUGAAGAGAAAUUGAGGGAGCAUACAGUACUUGACAUUCAGUGGUUUGCUAAAGCUUUUAGCAAGAUUAUUGCUGAUAAAAACCAUAUUAAUGAAGACUGCAAAACGAGAUUAAUAACAGAAUGGAAAUCCUUUAACAAAACAGGGGAACUGAAAGAAAAAGUCAUAGAUGCACUUUGGAAAGACGAACCUUCGUAUCUGGAACACAAAAGAGAAAUUAUGUCGUACAUGGAGAAGCUUCAAAUGCUGGUACCUUUGGAGUCUUUUGAGGCUGUAUCAGAAGGCAACAUGUCAUGGUAUGUGCCAUGUAUGAACAAAAAGCAGUUUAAAGCGGACUUUUGUGAAGAUAAAUGGGAAUGCUCCUCCAUUUUAUGCUUUCGGUUCACUUCUUUUGCCAUGUUUGUGUUUUACAGACUGGUAGCAUACUGCAUGAGUUUUCUAAGAUGGAGUGUUUCAAAAGACGAAGACAAUGACGGAAGUCUAUGUCUUUAUCAAACUGCAGCUGUGUUUGAUCACAAUGACCACACGGUGGUUGUUGGUAUAUGUAAUGAUGAUAUCCAGUUGCAAGUAUUGAGAAUCACACCACUGGCUAUAGACAAAGACGUUUCAAAUGAAAUUGGAGAAUCCAUUGAAAAAGCCAUUCAAAAACUGACAGAAACAUUUAUCGGCACAAAAAUAUUCCGCAAAGGAUUCAAAUGUCAAAACAUUAUUUGUGAUGAGAAAGAUUUGUCCCUCACCCUAUCUAGUGAGCUCUCCAAUAUCAAAUCAGAAGAAAUUCAGUGCAAGUGUAGACUUCAGGAGAAACAUGUGAUAAAUGUACAAAAGACUCUGAGUUUCUGGGAAAAGACGAAAAUGAGUGUUUCUAAAUCUCCAGUGGCCUCUGGUGGACAUGACCUUGAGGGACGAUCUAGAUUUGCAAAACUUGGAAUGGCAACCAAUGAUGUAUUAAACCAGGCAUACAGAGAUAUACUAGAGAUGGAAGUGCCUCCAUCUGAUAUUGAAAAGAAAGCUAAAGCAUCACCAGUUUACAAAAGAUUCCGUCCAGAGCAAGAACAACUCUUGCUAGAUGCUAAGCUUCUAGGAUAUAAGAACUUUGACAUUUCUUUAACAUACACAUUAAUCCGAAAUAUAUGUUCAAAGAUCCCAAAACCAACAAAAGGAAAAUGGGGAGAAGAGCCAGCAGCAGGAGAAGAAACAGUGGGUGAUGAUGUCGAGAGAAUUAGAUCUAUCCGAAACGGUUUGACUGCACAUGUGAGUUCAGCCUUCACCCCUCAGACUGAAUUCAAUAAUACAUGGAUGACGAUGACCAACAUUUGUCAAAGGUUGGAAACCUACACUGGAAAGAAAUACUUGGAUAACCUGAAUAGUAUUCAUAAAUUGACUUUAAAUGAUGAAGAUGCUAUUUUAGCUAUUAUAGAAAAAGUCAACAAGGAACAGCACGAUAUAUUGAAGAAAGUCAUGUCAAAUAUGCAAAAAUUAAUGUCAGAUAUGCGAGAAGUAAAGUCAGAUGUGAAAAUUUUAAAGCAAAAUUGAUGCCGAAUCGCUAUUCAGUCCAUGACAAGUAAAGAGUUUUAUGCAUCGAACAUCUGUAGAGUGUCAAACUUUAAAAAUGAAAACCAGCCUUUACCAAUUCUGAAACAAUAUUGAUAUCAUGAAUUUUUUUUAUGAAAAAUCAAAAAUUCAGAAAGCAACUGAGACCUUGUAAGAGGAGGUGUGAAGUCAUUCAAAAAUACAUGCUUAUAAGGAUAAUUGAUUCAUAACCCUCCAAUCAUUAUCCAGUAAAUGUACUGUACUUUUUUGAUUAAUAUUCUAUGUAUCAUGUUUUAAUAGUCUCUCAUGUAUAGAAAGCCUUCAGAAUCAGACACCAGCUAUUAUACAGUAUUUUCAGUAUUAUGUAGACUUACUUCCCUUCUGUCUUUCAAUGGCGCAGUUGAAUGGCUCCAAUUUUUAAAAUUGAUGAUUAAAUUUGUUCUGGAUGUUGAACUGUUUGAUAACGGUGGACAACGACUGACUUACCAUAAAAACAUUCAACCGGGAUAACAAUAAUCAUGGAAUAUGGUGCUCAAAAAUUGAAAAUAUAUAUAAUGUAAACGAUAGCGGUACAGAUGUGUGCUAAGGCCAAUCCAAUCCAUUAGACCGUACCGAUAUUACAGUUACGGCCAGCGGCAUUCCACUUUCAGGAGGCGAGGACCCCUUGCUCAAAGCAAAGGAUCUUAUUCAUUCACUAGGAGAGGUGGUCUCCUCAAACGUACAAGUGAUAGCGGCAACGCAAAUCCCAAGCAGAUUAAAUAAUCGGCUUUGUCUCAUUAAAUUUUGCUUCAGGAAUAAAGAUGAGAAAAUACUGGUUCUGUGAAACAAAAUGAAACUGAAUGAGAUUUACGAGUCAAAUCCGCUGAAAUAUCAGGCUAGCUUUUUAAAUACACAUACAGUAUAUAGAUAAUUCAUGUUGUUGGGUGUAACAUUGAAAAAUUUCACCCCUGCAAAACCACUGUUAACCGAGGUGUUUGAGGGGUUAAAUGUUUCAUAGUUCAUCGUUAUUCUCUGCUACAUACGAUGUUUUUGUAUAUUAUACUUACAAAUGAAUUAGUUGAAUAUGAUUGGUCAAUAUACAUUUGCUAAAACACUUUUACCAGCUGAAUAAUGAAGCCACGCUAUCCGGUGUAGCAACAGUCAACAUUGUUUGACGAAGGUUGAUAUUCCAAAAAAUACCUACUGCGCAGAAUUAAUGCGCGCACGAUUCACUGUUAUAUGUAUUUGUAUAAAAUAUUUCGUAUACCUUAAUUAAUAAUGCAUAUAGUUGAGUGUAACAUUGAAAAUUUUCACCCCUUGAAAACCAUUGUCAACCUUGUUUGGAGACAUUCAAAUAAAAUUUUCAAGAAUUAAAAAAACAAUAAUAAAUUCUAAUGAAAGUGCUACGAAUAAGCAGCUAGUAGAAUUUGGUGUAGAAUAUUAAAGAAUUGCAUGUAUUACC
Molecule: messenger RNA, 3493 nt
Organism: Saccostrea cuccullata (small rock oyster)
Lineage: Eukaryota; Metazoa; Mollusca; Bivalvia; Ostreida; Ostreidae
Exons: 4
Coding region: 1-2055 (684 amino acids)
Source: RefSeq, a predicted model, not a curated record